Messenger RNA from Geodia barretti, 879 nucleotides. Lineage: Eukaryota; Metazoa; Porifera; Demospongiae; Tetractinellida; Geodiidae. The record is from the annotation of a GenBank genome assembly.
AUGCUCGAGAAAACGAGCUACGUGGAGCCCCACCCCCCUUUUCCACAAGGUGUGUGUUUCAAAAUAGUGCCCACCAUGACCUAUCGUUUGGCAACGUCUCUGCUCCGCCACCCGCCGACGUCUCCGGCGACAGUGGUUAGAAGGCUGGGGCUAAUGUCGAGAGGAUGGGAGAGGAAGAGAUUUUACAAGGAGGUGUCGGUCUACAAGACAGAAGAGGGCUAUGGUGUUCUUCUGGACCACAGGAAACUGAGGACCCCUCGCAGGGAGCUACUGGUCCUCCCAACUGAACCCCUGGCACUGGCUGUAGCUGGUGAGUGGGCGUCCCAAGCCUCCCUCCUUCAACCCUCCAUCAUGUAUCUGACAUCUCUGUGUAACACAGUGCAGGACAACCCUCACGACAGGUCCAGGUCCUCCACUGUGGAGACCAUCCUCCCUCACCUCCAUACUGACACUGUUCUGUACCGACAGGAGGAACAGGAAGACCUGUUUGCCCUGCAGAGCAAAGAGUGGGACCCUCUCGUUAACUGGUUCAAUCAGAGGUUUUGCACCAAACUUCAACCGAGCGCUUCCCUUGAUCCCCCCUCUCUCCCUCCCCCCCUCCUCUCCUCAGUCUCUCUGUACCUCUCCCAGCUGGAUAACUGGACUCUCCAAGGAUUCUGGUAUGCUGUGCAAUCAUGUCACUCAGUAAUAAUUACCUCGGCCCUGAUGGAGGGGCACCUCAAUGUUGACUCAGCAGUAAACCUAUCACGUCUAGAGAUAAGACAUCAGAUUGAUCACUGGGGUAGUGUGGAGUGGCAACAUGAUGUGGAGCACCAAGACCUCCGCUCAAGACUUGCAACCUCUCAUCUAGUGGCCCAGCUUGCCAAUUGGACAAUUUAG